Messenger RNA from Diospyros lotus (date-plum), 784 nucleotides. Its product is annotated as UPF0426 protein At1g28150, chloroplastic. The coding region runs from base 151 to 534 and encodes 127 amino acids. The record is from RefSeq and is a predicted model, not a curated record. NCBI's taxonomy places the organism in Eukaryota, Viridiplantae, Streptophyta, Magnoliopsida, Ericales, Ebenaceae. The transcript has 3 exons.
UUGGACUUUCUUUUGUUGCUAAUCAUUGUGGAAUUAAGGCGCCGGAAGCAGCAGAGAGAGAAGGGCGAGAGAGAGAGAGAGACGGUCUGCUCUGCAAUCCCCUCCCCCGCCCCACCCCGCUCACGCAUAUUGAUACAUAUAUAGGUGGAGAUGUAUUCGAUUCUGUAUUCUCCCCCUUAUUCUGCACUGUGCAAAGCCAGGGCUCUUGUUUUGAAACAGUCAUCUUCAUCAGCGUUGUUAUCCCCCUCGCUUUCGUCGUUCUCAAAGCCAAAGCCAAAGCGUCGUCUUGCUAGGGUCAAUGCACUUUUCUGUAAUCCAAUUGACGGGCCACCCCUUCUCAAAGAAGCUAUUAAGGAGCCGAUCGCCUUUAUGGGGGGAAUUUUCGCGGGGAUUCUGAGGCUUGAUCUGAAAGAAGAUCCACUUAAAGAAUGGGUUGCUCGGACUGUGGAAGCCUCCGGGAUUGCGGAGGAAGAAAUUGAUGGUGAAGGUACCGAACCAGAGGAAGAUAGCCCGCAGCAGAUAGAGAUAGAAUGAUAUAAAUUUAUUUUCUAGAGCAUGCAUGAAUGCAUGCAAUAUUUUCAAGUACGCUACUGCUGCCAACAAACAAUUUAUUUUCAUGACUUACCAUACUACUUACUGCGUGUUAAAAAUGUGAAAAUCUUUCUUCUGCAGUUACUAUUGUGGGGUGUGUGUGUGUGUGAAGAGGGUGCAAUUAGUAGAAGUUUGUGGAGAUUCGCAAGCCUUAAUUCUUACUCUCAUUUAAUGAAGAUAAUUCAUGAUAUGA